This is a messenger RNA of Brachypodium distachyon (stiff brome), 1788 nucleotides long. RefSeq names its product caldesmon-like. Bases 1 to 1788 code for a protein of 595 amino acids. NCBI's taxonomy places the organism in Eukaryota, Viridiplantae, Streptophyta, Magnoliopsida, Poales, Poaceae. The record is from RefSeq and is a predicted model, not a curated record. The transcript has 3 exons.
AUGUCUGAUUCUACCCGCUCCAGCAAUGACUCUGAUAGAGAAGAACGGUACCAGUUUGACUCAACGCCCGAGCCCUCACCGCCGGUUUCUACCAGAGUAAACAUUGAAGACUCAGAUGAAGAAAUUAAAGACCAUGUGCCUCUGAGAGUGACACCCUCUCCUGGUGUGCGCCUGAAGUAUGCCAUCAACUCCCCACGGCCUGGUGAAGUCUUGCCCUGUCGUGGAAAGAAAGUGGUGUCUAAGCCCAAGGCAGAGAAGAAGGAGAAGGUGAAGAAGUUCAAGGACGUGCCUGCUCCCACUGCUGAAGAAAUCCUUGUCUUCUAUUCUUCAGAAGAAGAUGUGAAAGAGGAGACUAGAAUAAAGAGAAAGCACCGUCUCCAGCACAUUAUCCGCAAGCACUCUCGUGUGUUGGCCGCUGAGAUUCGGAGAAGAACAAAGGAAGCGGAGAGUGCCAACCUGUAUUUGCCGGCUCCCAAGCUGAGAAACUUCAAGAUUGCCCGCAAGGAAGGCGGACCUCACCGUGAUGAAUUCAACAGAAGAGCUCUGCAGAUCAUCAGAGAUAUCAACUACGUUGACCUCUCAAAGAAGCCCAAGUCCAAGAAGGCUUCAGACACUGAAGACAGCGAUGUAGCAUCCAGGAUCGGAAGUUCUUCACUGCCUCCUCUUGCGCCUCACAACAAGCCCAGUGAAGACUCCAAGGGCAAGGCCAAGGUGCCUGAGAAGAGGAAAGCCGCUGAAGAUGCAGAGAAACAGUUCAAGAAGAAUCUGAAGAAAGCUAGGAAAGCAUCUGCUGAUGGACCCGGUUCCUCAUCCAAGGAUGCUGCUGCUGCCGCCAUGGCCUCUGGAGAAGUUCCUUAUCCUCCUCAAGUUGUUCACAUUGAUCCAGUUCUGCUUGCUGCUUUCAAUGAAGGAACGCUCCCGGAUUCCCUCAUGAGUUAUGUUGAAGGCCUGAUUGUUGCCAAGACUCGGGCUGAAGAAUGGGAGCAGAACCGCAGUUUGCGUGUUGCCAGGCGGUUAGAAGAAGAAGACCGUGCUGAGAAGAAACGUGUUGAGAAGGAGAAGGCAAAAGCUGCCUUGAAGGAGAAAAAAGCUGCUGAAUUGCAGAAGAAGGCUGAGAAGGAAACCGAAGAGAAGAAAAGGGCUGACCUCAUUGCCCUGAAGAAAGAAAAAGAACUUCCGUUGAAAACUCUAGCUGAGCUUGAGAAGAAGAAGAAAGCUCUGCUCGCUGAACAGAUGAAACAAGUAGCCGAAAGCCUGAAGGCUGAUAAGACUAAGAGUGAAGCAAGGAAGAAAGCCGCCGAGAAAACGCCUGAAGUAGAAGGCGAAAAUGAAGAAGUUGAUCGGGAGAAGACAGAAUAUGAGAAGACCAGGGAUGCAGCUCGUGAGACCCGUCGUGAGAUCGCUGAAGUGAAGAAGACUGCCAAGGAGUUUGGUUUGAAGAUCAAAGUUCCUGCCGGAAGAAGUUCCUCCACUUCAUCAUCUGCGACAGUUCCUCUAAAGAAAGCUAUUGACACACUUGUGCCAGAUACAUCAACAGUCAAGCUUACUUCACUUGCUGAGGAACAGGAACAAGCUGCUUCAUCCCCCACGGUACUGUCUGAGCACACCGCUCAACAGGAAGAAGGAGAUGAGGUGCUGGGGAAGAACCAAGAAGACAUCAUCCGUCCUGAGGAACCCCCACCAGCAGCUCGUUGCCUCGCACUUCAUCAGUGGAUGUCUCUGCUGAAGAAGGAAGAACCUGUGACUUCGAAGUUGAAGCCACUCAUGAUUUGCAUGCCAAUGACGUAG